AUGGCUCUUACUCAUGCAAUUAAUGAUAAGGCUCGGCUGCGUACUUUCUGUUAUACAAAGUACAUUGUGGAAAUGAACGGGUUUAUCUUGGAUAGGCACCGUGCAAAGAUUGGAGACACACCAUUCAAAUGGUGUUUGCAUAUGGAUAAAGCUUUACCUAUUUGCAACCCACUUAUGUUAGAGUUGGUUAAGCGUUGGAUUUCUGUAAACAAUUCUUUUCGUAUCAUGCAACGGUCUGUCCCUUUAACCAUAGGUGACAUUUGUAUGUGUUUAGGAUUAGGCGUUGGUGGAAUAGAUGUACAAUUUGAUAAGAACGUGUGCGGUAGUGUGGGUUCACUUUUGAGUGGUCAAUUGAUAGCAAUUGACAAUGUUAUUGAGAAGAUGAAGUUGUUGGUAGGGAGCAAGGUUGAUGAUGUGGAUAAUCUAUGGGCUGUUGAACGACUCGGUUUAUGUGGCCCACAUAGAGAUUUUGUUUUCCCAAGAAUUCUCAGCUGGCCGGAUGUAACCUUCAAAACAAGAAGGAUUGAGAUGCAUUUUGUAGAUACCCAAAUAAUUUGGGAUUGGAGUUUGAAAGAAGAGGAUUGUGGGAAUGAGUUAAUUCGUGCAGCUUUGACUUUUGGUGAGGAUAGUGACGCUCAUGAUGAAGAUGAAGAUGAGAGGUCAAUUUCUAAGAAAGCUUUGUUGAAAAGGUUGAAAAGGCAUGGAAAAAGCAUACGUAAGAUGAAGAAGAGAAUAUCAUUCCUCCAUGAUAAGAUAAUGUCCGCAAGUAAUGUUGCGGAGGAAGAUAAUGGUGAAGAUGUUGAUGCAGGAUGUGAUGUAGCUGAAGAUGGAGAAGGUGCUGAUGUGCAAAGUGAAGGUGUUCAAAAGGUUGAUUUAACAGGUGUUGUGUCUGUUAAUGAAGAAGAAAUGGCGAAAGGGAUAGACUUGAAUUGUGCAGCAGAUUUUGGUGUCAGAAACGACUUGUCUGCGGGUGCAGUUGUCAUGCCAUGCGUUUCAUUCCAGCCUCCUUCUGCUGCCAUGAAAGUGGACUUAUUGAAGUUGUACAAUAGUGUGACUUAUUACGGUGUCUCAUAUAGGAUGAAAGUUGACAACAUGGCUGUCCUUUUUGCUGCAAGCACAAUGAUGUAUUGUGAACGACGUUUGUUUGGGCAUGUUAAGAGAAUUGCUUUCAAUCCUUUAUAUGCGAGCCAUGUCCUUCACGACUCCCGCAAGAUUAAGGUUAACAGACGACAAUGGACGUUGAAAGAUUAUCAGACCUACUAUCGUCCUGGACUUUUUGCUUUACAAGAUAUAUUGACUGCAGAUUUUUUGUUUGCCCCAAUUGUUCAUGACCAUCAUUGGUGGUGCUAUGUUGUGAAGUGUGAUACAAAACAGUUUUUUGUGUUGGAUUCGCUUGGCCAUUGUAAGAAGGAGCGGAAAAAAAUAGACAAUGUUAUUGCACAUAAUUUGUCAUUGUUGUUUGGGAUGUUGAUGAAUUGUGGUGAUGAGUCAAUGCCAAAGUUUGAAGUGCAUCACGAAAUGACUCCAAUUCAGCCAAACUUAUAUGAUUGUGGUGUCAUUGUUUUGAAGAUGAUGGAGAUUUGGGAUGGUUCAAAAAAAUUUGAUGGGAAUACCAUGCCUGCAUUUACAAAUGAACAACUUAAAAUGAUAAGGCAGGACUACAUCUGUCAAUGGGUUCUAGAUGUAGAUAACAUUGAAAGAGAAAGAGUUGUUCAGCACUUUGGAUUGAUGCUGACCACUUAG
Messenger RNA from Vigna unguiculata (cowpea), 1743 nucleotides. RefSeq lists its product as uncharacterized. Lineage: Eukaryota; Viridiplantae; Streptophyta; Magnoliopsida; Fabales; Fabaceae. The record is from RefSeq and is a predicted model, not a curated record.